Rhincodon typus (whale shark) is the source of this 433-nucleotide messenger RNA. Its product is annotated as 5'-AMP-activated protein kinase subunit gamma-2-like. The transcript has 4 exons. Bases 107 to 433 code for a protein of 108 amino acids. The record is from RefSeq and is a predicted model, not a curated record. NCBI's taxonomy places the organism in Eukaryota, Metazoa, Chordata, Chondrichthyes, Orectolobiformes, Rhincodontidae.
AGAUGCUUUCUAAAAAGCACAACACCCCGCCAAGCUUUCCUGAUUCACAUUCAGCAUUGCAUAAUUUCUCCCGUAUGCCUAAAUAGUUUUCACUCAAAUACAUCUUAUGCUGCCCCCUUCACCACUCAGUGUGGUACAAGGCUCGGUGGAAGGUAUGCUGGAGAAGCUGGAGCUAGAGGAUGAAGCUGAAGAAUCUGACAGUGAUAUUUAUAUGAGGUUUAUGAAAUCCCACAAGUGCUAUGACAUCGUCCCCACCAGCUCAAAGCUUGUUGUAUUUGACACGUCAUUGCAAGUGAAAAAGGCCUUCUUUGCUUUGGUGGCAAAUGGUGUUCGAGCAGCCCCGCUUUGGGAAAGUAAGAAACAGAGUUUUGUAGGUAAGUUGACACAUCUGUUGAAUUGCAGUUCAAUACAAGUUGUUGAAGACUUGCAGUAA